GUGUGAUGACCGCGGACGGUUAGUCAAGCGUAAUUCCAUGACAAAAAAAGGUCCAUUGACGCAAUUUUUUAAGCAUUCAUCGCACCAUUUCGUAAAUAAGAGUCGUCACUUUCUUUGUUGAUUCAUCACUGAAGUUGUUGUAUCUUUGCAUUGAGGUAUCAGAGCUUCUUACUACCAUUGCAAGGAUGCGACACAUAGAGGAGUCUAGAAACCCAGCUCUUCGCAACAGGCCUACUGACGAACAUACAAAGGAAAUACUUGAACUCGUGAGAAAGCGAGCGGAAGAGGACUUAAAAAACGCAAAUCUUAAUUUCGACCAAGCCCUGCUAAGGCGAGUAUCGGUAACUCGGCCAAAUGAGCCACUGCCGUCGAUCCGAGUUGAUUAUGACCACGACCAUUGGCUAAAGAGACGGAGCUGUCCGGCAGGACUCGACAACGAGGAAGCAGACACAAGUUUAACGUCACGGUGGAGGUCUUUGAGCGAUUCACCUUUGCUAGAAUUGAGAAAUCGUUCUCCGAGGGAACGCACGGUGUCAUCCCCCGCGAGUGAUACAUCGGCAACAUCGCGGCGUGGAAGAACGCGAAGAUUGUCAAAUAUUCUUCCUCCUUUAGAAUCGACAAAGGAGGGUUUUGAAAGACCGAACUGUGUUCCUUCGCGUCGCCACAGUGGCUUUUUGCUACAACCGAAGGAAGAUAUAAAUAUGAAAUUAACUUAUGACGAGGAAUGAGUUUUUGCUCGAUGAAUGGUUGCCUUUAAAAUCAAAUUAUAUGAAGAUAUAAAAUAUGUACAAAGUGAUAUGAAGAAAAUCCAAGGGCUGAACAGUCGCCAAGUACUGAUUACCCCAAAAAUCAGUUACGAAAGGUACAUCUUCCGGCUUACAGCUAGAUGUUAGAUCAUGAUCACUUUUUAGAAACAGACACCGUCUAAAGAACGAUCAUUUGAAGAACUGUAAGUGAAGAAAACAACAACAACCAGUAGAAUGUGUACGAUUUUUGGCGGCUUUAGCUCAGUGAUUUCAGUCUUGCGGAAAGGGAAUUGUUGGGUUGCUUUUAGGAAGGCUACAGAGAGUGUAAGAAUUAUAAUCAACCCAUGUAAAUAAUUUCAAUUACGUUCUCAUGUUGUACACAACAAUACACAGUUAACAUGAAAGUGUUCUGUUUAUUUAGUGGCCUUAACUCCAGAAAGAUAUAUAAUGCCACCCCCGUGUAGAAAACCCUUUCUCAAAAUUAAAAGUUCUACUUCGUACUGUGCGCACGCGUUGUUCUAGAAAAAUACCUCUUUAAACAUUGUUUAUACUUCAGUGACUCAGCCACAUGGGGUAAUUAAGGCAUAUACGACCUGUUAAUAACAACUACACAAUGGCGNCAUUUGAAGAACUGUAAGUGAAGAAAACAACAACAACCAGUAGAAUGUGUACGAUUUUUGGCGGCUUUAGCUCAGUGAUUUCAGUCUUGCGGAAAGGGAAUUGUUGGGUUGCUUUUAGGAAGGCUACAGAGAGUGUAAGAAUUAUAAUCAACCCAUGUAAAUAAUUUCAAUUACGUUCUCAUGUUGUACACAACAAUACACAGUUAACAUGAAAGUGUUCUGUUUAUUUAGUGGCCUUAACUCCAGAAAGAUAUAUAAUGCCACCCCCGUGUAGAAAACCCUUUCUCAAAAUUAAAAGUU
Molecule: messenger RNA, 1666 nt
Organism: Porites evermanni
Lineage: Eukaryota; Metazoa; Cnidaria; Anthozoa; Scleractinia; Poritidae
Source: the annotation of a GenBank genome assembly